Solea senegalensis (Senegalese sole) is the source of this 3116-nucleotide messenger RNA. It is a transcript of the gene fndc7a, whose product is annotated as fibronectin type III domain containing 7a. NCBI's taxonomy places the organism in Eukaryota, Metazoa, Chordata, Actinopteri, Pleuronectiformes, Soleidae. The record is from RefSeq and is a predicted model, not a curated record. Gene Ontology annotation, molecular function: protein binding. The coding region runs from base 115 to 2562 and encodes 815 amino acids. The transcript has 14 exons.
GCGCAAGAGAAAAAAUCAAAAAUAAUAUUAAGCUUGAGCAGGUUCCCUGAAGUCAUUUUGAGCAAGCAUCUUUCCUCUCGCCUCCAGGCAGCAACGUAGAGCGGCGCUGAAGGCAUGGGAGCAACACAGUUAAACGUGCUAAAAGUUUUACUUUUACUGACCUUUACAGAGAUUAUUUCUGCUGACCACGAUGUCACAUUUUCAGUGUUUACAGUCACAUCUAAGAGUAUGACGGUGCAGUGGAGUGGCCCCUCUAGUGCCAGCUCCUACAAGGUCACAAUAACACCCAAGAACUCCUCAAAAGAUCCCGUCUUUGCUCACUUCAGUAGCUAUUUUGUGAUGGGCUCGGUCAACUCGCUGUCACCAAAUACGCUGUACACAGUGCAGUUGGAAGCCUUGGACAAUGAUUUCAAUGUCCUCAGCACUGCAAGCACUGAGGAAAUGACAGCUCCUGAGGUCCCCAGCAUUAUACAGGCCUAUUCCAAACACAGUGACAGCAUCACCGUGGAGUUCACAGAGUCUCCAGGAGCAACCAGCUACAUCUUAAGGGCAGAGGCAGAAGACUUCUUUCUUGAGGCACCAGUGAGCAGCUCCCCAGGCACCAUUUUACAUCUCCAGCCCUUCACAAACUACAUGAUGAGCGUCAUGUCUGUCAACUCAGGAGGAAGGAGCCAACCCUCAUACCCUGUCAAGGCCAAGACGGUGGUGGUCGCACCCCAGUUGAACAUCACCUCCCCUGACAACACCACCCUGGUUGUGACUUGGCCCGAGGUUGAGAACGCUGUCCUCUACACACUCUGCAUUAUCCAGGAGGGCUCCACCUCCCGCCUGGACGUGAACACCACUGAUACCAUGUGGUCUUUCGACAACCUCGAAGCAGGGACCACCUACUGCAUCAAGGGCACUGCCUAUGACGCAGAGGGUCGCCCUGGAGAUGACGUGACUUACUGCAAGAUCACGCGUCCACAGAGCCCAUAUGUGUCCUACAUUCAACUGACACAGGGACGGUCUAUCGGGCUCAGUGUGUACUGGCAGCCAGUGCAGGGAGCUGAGAGCUACAUAGCCUACACUUCUGAUGGUCAAAACUGUAGUUCAAUACCUGAAAAUUAUUUCUGUUACAUCCUGUCCGUGGAGUGUGGCCAGAACCACACUGUUACCGUCACAGCGUACAACAGCGCUGGCCCCAGCAGCCCUUCUGCACCAGCAGAAUACAUUACGUACCCAUGUCCUCCAGAGAACAUCAUGGUGGAGGAGCCUGAGGCUGGUAGCUGCAUGCUGGUGUGGGACGAGGUGCUGCUGGUGGACUACUACAUGGCUUUCAUAAAGAGAGAUGACGGCGAGGAGCUGUCGUGCAACACGACUGAAACCAACUGCUCAUUUUACUGCAAAUGUGGCCACACGUUCCUCACCAGUGUCUUCCCCUACAAUGAGGCCGGCUCUAGCCCUUUCUCACCCAUCCACAACUACACUACCAUUCCUUGUUGUCCACAGGAUGUUGCCAUAACACUGGUGUCUACGGAAACCCUGGAGAUCAUGUGGUCUACAGUCAGUGGGGCCGAGCUGUACGAGACGACGGCAGAAGAGACUCGUGACGUUAUCCACUGUAACGACACCGCGCCGGUGUGCGCCCUGUCGGAUCUGAGGUGCAACACAGUUUACUCUGUGACAGUCACGCCAUGCAGCGAGUUACGAGGAUGCAACCAUACGUGCAGACCACAUGCACAUGAGACGGCUCCGUGUUCUCCUGAGAUCGUGACUAUGACUCAGACAGACCCCUCCACGUACAGUGUCCUCAUCACCAACCCCAACACACCCAAUACAAACUAUACCGUCACGGCCACUGGACAUAACACACACACAUGCCAGACGACAAACACGACCUGUGACCUCACACAACUGCCUUGUGGUUCAGUCUACGACGUCACAGCAGUGGCCUCAACAGCUGUGGGACAGAGUCUGCCCGGAUACAGUGAACCUUUGGAAACAGGUCCGUGCUGUCCCACUUUUGUGAAUGUGACCCAGGUCACGCAGGCUAUGACGAAUGUGACCUGGUCUCCUGGCGGUGGCGCUCGUUCCUACAUCACCUCACUUACGUCGUUGCACGGACAUGCAAAAUGCCACACUCAGGAAAACCACUGCCUGAUGGGAUGCAUUACCUGUAGCACCAACUACAGCAUUACACUGGAAGCCAUCAGCAGCACAGGACACAAGUCAGAGUGCACAUAUCAAGGAUUCUCUUCGAGUCCCUGCUGUCCAACAGGCCUCAAGCUCUAUCGUAGCGCUAACAACUCGCUCAGGGUGCACUGGCGUUCUUUGGGCCCUCGGAUCCACAGCCACAAGGUAGAGAUGUACGGGACAGGAGCCAACUACACGUGCAUCGCACCCCCCGCUACCACACAUUGUGACAUCCAGGAGAGUGUGUGUGGCAAUAUCUAUACAGUAGUUGUGGCACCAACAGAACACAAUGGGGUCACAAUCAACUUCUGCCAGUCCAGGACAUUCUCAGUUCCCUGCCCAGGAAGUAAUUUUGGCUUCUCUCGGGGAUGGCAAAUCGGUGAAUAAACGCGGAUGAACAUCUCCACCUUUAUGAGACCAGCAUGGAAUCAUAAAUGUCUGCACCAGCAGCGAAGACCGUGGAGCUCUUGUAUACCUAGAUGAAACAUCAACUCCUGUUUAGAAAUAUCCCUGUUUUAUUCUAACAAUUUUUCAAACUUUGAAUGAAAAAGAAAAACCAGCUAAAACACAAAUUAAAAUGUUUGAAUUAUUAUUUCUGUUCUACAUUCCUCGUUUCUGUCCGUAUAUAAUGUAACUCAAUGUAACUUUGCCAUGCAAUGACAAAUCUGAGUUAAAUGCAGAGGAAGUAAAACAGUGGUUUUCAAUUCAUUCUAAAUUUCAAAUAACUCUUUAGGAUAUCUCCAAAUAGAAGACCUUCAUAUGAUUGCUGCUUGACAUGUCUGGUUCAUGGACAGCAGGUAUCCAUGUUCUUGGCCUGGAGUCAUGCAUGAGUCCUAUGGAUGAUAUGUCUGAUCAGAUUGCUGAAGAUAGAGUCAGUGUUACCUCUGUUUUCAUUGCAUUCAUUGAUGACAACAAUAAAAAGCCUUGUUUUUGCAUUACAA